Molecule: messenger RNA, 1497 nt
Organism: Linnemannia hyalina
Lineage: Eukaryota; Fungi; Mortierellomycota; Mortierellomycetes; Mortierellales; Mortierellaceae
Source: the annotation of a GenBank genome assembly
AUGGGAAACAUUUUGACAAAGUGCUGUACGGAGGACGUUGAUCUCCGCAAGAAACACGACCACCUUUCAAAGACUUCGCCCACACUUCGAACGGUCAACGACUCUUCUACAUCUACACACAACCAGCUGGACGAUAUUGAACUCCACAACGCCGCAGGAACCACCAAAGCCUCCGUUUCUGUCUCAGGCCAGCAAUCGAACCUUGACGUCAACACCACCACCACCACCACCAUCACUAACAAGGACACACCCGUUACCUCCAAGCGACCAGUAUCGUCGUUCUUCAAGCAGAUCUCGUCGUCCCUCGCCAAAAAGUCUGCACCAGCAAACCCAAAGUCCUUGUCGCUUGAGCAAGGUCUGGAGCAGUACUUCCCAUUCCCGUUGACGGCCGAGGAGCGUAAAGUGCUUCUAUCGAACGAGAUUCCGUCGGCCGAGAUCGAGAACCUGUCGAUCGGAGUCGAUGGCGGAGGAAUGGGUAUCAUCCACGUCGCCGAGUGGAAGGGCAUCAAGGUCGCCAUCAAGGAGGCGUCGCUCAAUGUCAUUACCAAGGAGGUCGAGAUCUACAGCCGUAUGAAGGGCUGCGAGGGUGUGGUCCAGUACUACGGAGUCACCUACCCUCCAGGACUCGACAAGCUCUGCAUCGUCACAAAGUACGCCGAAUUCGGUUCCCUCGCCUGGUACCUCAAGGUCGAGUACCACAAUAUGGACUGGUCCCACAAGCUCCUCAUGGCCACCCAAAUCUCGACCGCCAUCGCCCGACUCCACCAGGAGGGCAUCUACCACCGCGACCUCCACUGCGGCAACAUCCUUGUCGACGCUCUCGGAAAUGCCAUGCUGACCGACUUUGGAGCCAGUACUGUCAUGGAACAGCGUGUUGCGCGUAGCAUAGACGAUUAUGCCCUCCAGACUUUUACUACCCCCGAAGGCGAGUCCAAGUACACCAGUACCAAGAUGCCUAGUGCCGAGCAAUUGGCUGCUUCCUCCAGCAACCCCAAGGACAAGUCUGGUUCUUCUGAUGAACCCAAGGACCCCCUGAUCGGGGUCAUGGCCUACAUUGCCCCCGAGCGGUUCCGUAACCCUAGCGCCUUCGAUGCCCGCUGCGAUAUCUACUCCCUCGGUGUCUUGCUCUGGGAGUUGACCAGUGGUCAUGGUGCUUUCACCAGAGUGGCCCAAGAUGUGCCCCUUGCAGUCUCGAUCCUGAACGGCAAGCGUGAGCUUCCUAUUGAGGGUACACCUCAGGGAUACCAGGAUCUGUACGAGAAGUGCUGGGAGACUGAUCCUGCCAAGAGACCUACUCUGGAUGAGGUUCUGGCUACGUUGACCAGCGUCCGUGAGAGUAUGACGCCCGAGGAGUUGGAAGUUACACGCACUCGUCCCUCUAACCGCAACAGCGAGGAUGGCAGUUCCAUAGGAUCAGAGUUUGAGCAGUCGAUCAGUGUGCCCCGCCCCACCUCUGAGCUGCAGAGCUACAUCAUCUCUGACUCCAUCGAGCACUAA